AUGGCGGACCGCGAUACUCUUCCCGAGAAUGUCAAGCCCACCCACUACGCUCUGUCUCUCAGAGACCUGAACUUCAAGGACUGGACGUACCAGGGCACCGUCAGUAUUGACCUGGAGGUCACCAACCCCACCCGCGAGAUCGUCAUCAACGCCGUCGAGCUCAAGCUCUCCAAGGCCACUGUCACCGUUGUCCAGGGAAAGACCAGCGAAUCCUUCGAGUCGGCCGACAUCGCCCACGAUGAAAAGAAGCAACGCGCCACCAUCACCUUCUCUGAUGACAUUCCCGCCUCUCCCAAAGCCUCCGUCCUCAUCCACUUCCAGGGUAUCCUGAACAACGACAUGGCCGGCUUCUACCGCUCCAAGUACAAGCCCGCCGCUACUCCGUCCCAGGCCGUGCCCCGUGAUGACGAGUGGCACUACAUGUUCAGCACCCAGUUCGAAGCCUGCGAUGCCCGCCGCGCCUUCCCCUGCUUCGACGAACCCAGCCUCAAGGCCACUUUCGACGUCGAGCUCGAGAUCCCCAACGAAUUGGUCGCCCUGAGCAACAUGCCCGUCAAGGGAACGCAGAAGUGUCGAGACGGCUACAAGCUGGUGUCCUUCGAGACGAGCCCCAAGAUGAGCACCUACCUCCUGGCGUGGGCCAUUGGUGAUUUCGAGUACGUCGAGGCCUUUACCGAACGCAAGUACAACGGCAAGCAGCUCCCCGUCCGCGUCUACACCACUCGCGGUCUCAAGGAACAAGGCCGCUGGGCCCUGUGGCACGCUCCCAGGAUCAUCGACUACUUCUCUGACAUCUUCGGCAUCGACUACCCUCUGCCCAAGGCCGACCUCCUCGCCGUCCACGAGUUCACAGCCGGCGCCAUGGAGAACUGGGGUCUUGUGACCUACCGCACUACGGCUGUGCUGUACGAUCCGAAGACCUCCGAACCCCGCUAUGCCAACCGCGUCGCCUACGUCGUUGCCCACGAGCUUGCACACCAGUGGUUCGGCAACCUGGUCACUAUGGACUGGUGGGACGAGCUUUGGCUCAACGAGGGUUUUGCGACCUGGGUUGGCUGGCAUGCCACGGAUUACCUCCACCCCGAGUGGCAGGUGUGGCCUCAGUUUGUCACCGAGGGCAUGGAGAUGGCCUUCAAGCUCGACGGCAUCCGUGCCAGCCAUGCCAUCCAUGUCCCUGUCAAGGACGCCCUUGAUGUCAACCAGAUCUUUGACCAUAUCAGCUAUCUCAAGGGAUGCUCCGCCAUCCGCAUGUUGGCCAAUCAUCUCGGCGUCGACACCUUCCUCCAGGGCGUCUCUAACUACUUAAAAAAGCAUGAGUACGGCAAUGCCAAGACGGAGGCGCUGUGGGAUGCUCUCAGCGAGGCAUCUGGCCAGGACGUGCACAUGCUCAUGGGCCCGUGGAUCUCCAAGGUCGGCCAUCCCGUACUCACUGUGACCGAGGAACCCGACCAGAUCACCGUCAAGCAGUCGCGCUUCCUGUCGACCGGCGAUGUCAAGCCGGAAGACGACCAAACAACUUGGUGGGUUCCACUAGAGCUUGAGGGCAAGAAAGGUACUCAGGGCAUCACCUCUCUCGGCCUCGAGCAGAAACAGGAUGUCAUCCGCGAUAUCAACACCGAGUUCUACAAGCUCAACUCGGGUGCGUCCGGUUUCUACCGCGUCAACUACCCCGCCGAGCGACUUCUUAAGCUCGGUAAGCAGCUAGACCGCCUGACCACCGAGGACAAGAUUGCCACCAUCGGCUCUGCCGCCGACCUUGCCUUCUCGGGAUACGGUACCACCGCCGCUCUCUUGUCCUUUGUUCAGGGCUUUACCAAGGAAGAUAACUAUCUCGUCUGGAGCCAAGUGCUCGACUCGAUUGCGCUGAUCAAGUCCAUCUUUGGCGACGACGAAGUCAUCAAGCAGGGUCUGGAGACCUUCAUUCUCAAGCUCAUUGACGAAGCCGUCGCCAAGGUCGGCUGGGAGGCCACCGAGGGUGAGAGCUAUCUUACCGGACUUCUUCGCAAGCGCCUCAUCCUUACUGCCGGCGUCAACGGACAUCCUGGCGUUACCGAGGAGGCCCUCAAGCGCUGGUCUGCCUGGGUUGAGUCGCCCCAGUCUAACCCCUUGCCGCCCAACCUCCGCACGCCUAUCUACCGUGCGGCCGUUAAGAAUGACCCUGUCAAGUCCGUCGAAGUGCUCAAGAAGGAGUGGUUCACAACCCCCGCCAUCGACGGCAAGGAGGUCUGCCUCAGCGCCAUCGGUGCCGCCCGCGAUGAGAGUCUCAUCCAGUCCACCAUCCUCCCGUUCCUCUUCAACAAGUCGCCCCCGGCCCCGGCCUCCGAAUCAGUCCCCUCCUCUGACAUGCACGUUCUUGGCUCGAGCCUGGCGGCCAACUCGGCCGCCCGCCACCUGCAGUGGCGCUAUCUCAAGGAGAACUGGGACGCCAACGUCGUCAAGCUGGGCAACGCCGUCGUCGUGGACCGUUUUGUGAACAUGACCUUGUCCAAGUUCUCCGACACGUCCGUCAUCGGCGACCUGGAGGCCUUCUUCAAGGACAAGGAUACCAGCGCAUUCAACCGCACGCUCGAGACGGUCAAGGACAAAAUUCGAGGCCGGGCCGCGUACCGACAGCGGGAUGCCACGGCGCUCAAGGAGUGGCUUGUUGCGAAUGGCUACUCUUCCGCGUAA
Messenger RNA from Sodiomyces alkalinus F11, 2670 nucleotides. Its product is annotated as peptidase family M1. Gene Ontology annotation, molecular function: metalloaminopeptidase activity; peptide binding; zinc ion binding. The transcript has 4 exons. Lineage: Eukaryota; Fungi; Ascomycota; Sordariomycetes; Glomerellales; Plectosphaerellaceae. Gene Ontology annotation, biological process: proteolysis; peptide catabolic process. Gene Ontology annotation, cellular component: cytoplasm. The record is from RefSeq and is a predicted model, not a curated record. Bases 1 to 2670 code for a protein of 889 amino acids.